ACUUCGCAACCUUCGCAACAACACUGCUGGCCUGCUGGCCAAUGCCUAAAUCGUUUAUCGUGCAGGUGCCAUAUUAGCAAAGAAGAAGAAGUAUGAAAGCACCAAACCAAAUCUAGUUCAUAACCUUUAUUCAGCUGAGCUUUGUUAGUUUAUUUAUGUGAUGUGUGAGAUUUCACCCAGUAAAUAACAUCGCGCAUAUUAUGGCUACAUCUCAAAAUACCUUCGGUACACCAAAAACCACAACAGGAAUUACUGGCUUGAGUUUUGGUACACCAACUAUGGCCACUGGAACUGGUUUCAGUCUCGGUAGUGCAUUGACUACAACGACAACAUCUAUAUCUACAGCAUCAAGUCUUCAGAGUUUCACAAAUCUCACAAGUAGUGUGACACCUGUGUCAGCUCCUGGACUUGCUUUCAGUGCUGGAACAGCAUCUGUAACUUCUGCAAACACAAGUUUCUCUCUCACACCAGCAACAACAGGAGGUUUUGCAUUUGGUGGUGCUAGCACAUCGAAACCUGUUACUGGAUCCACUGGAUUGUCAUUUGGUACUCCAAAUGCUCUGGCUACUGGGUUUGGUCUAAGUGGCACAGUUCCAACCACAACAUCAGCAGCAGCGAGUGUUUCUAGCUUUAAUCUUCCUACGAGUACAGUAGCUCCAGCAUCUGUAACACCAGGACUCUCGUUUGAUACCUCAAAAACAGGCGCUACCACAACUGCGAGUACAGGAUUUUCCCUCGCGACAACUACAGCAACAGGAGGAUUCAGUUUUGGAACUUCAGCAACUACCACCACUGGAUUUUCUUUGGGUAAAACAACUUCCGCCGCUAUUCCAACAAGUCUGACAGCUCCCUCUACUCAUACUUCUCUGGGAACUGCCACCACUGUUAGUUCCGCAACUGGUGUACAACCAGGAGCUAUUAAUUUCUGUCAGCUUGAAGAAUCGAUUAACAAGUGGACAUUGGAACUAGAAGAACAAGAAAAAGUAUUUGUUAAUCAAGCGUCGCAGAUUAAUGCUUGGGACAAAUUGUUGAUAACAAACGGAGAAAAGAUAGUCAUUUUAAAUCAAGAAGUUGAAAGAGUGAAAAUCGAGCAACAACAACUGGAACACGAACUGGAUUAUGUGGUUGGACAGCAGAAAGAGUUAGAGGAAUGUUUAAUGCCGUUGGAAAAGGAAUUGGCGUCUCUUUCUGUGUCGGAUUCCGAUCGGGAAUACACGUAUCGCUUGUCCGAGAAUCUUGACACUCAAUUGAAACGUAUGUCGGAAGAUCUAAAAGAAAUAAUCGAACACUUGAACGAAGCGAAUCGCGCCCAGGAUUCGAGUGAUCCCAUCGUGCAGAUUGGAAAGAUCUUGAACGCGCAUAUGAACAGUUUGCAGUGGUUGGAUCAACAGACCGCUCUGUUGAGUCAGAAAAUACAACUGAUCGAUCAAAUGCAUCAAAAUUUUCGGCAAGAGAGUGAACAGAACUUACAUUUAGCGUAUAAUUAGUCAUUGAUUUUAUAUUUGAAUUUUUUUUGUAAAAGUUACUUUUCUGAAUGUGGUAUAUAAUUAAAUUUGUUCAAUUGGUUGUG
Molecule: messenger RNA, 1570 nt
Organism: Pseudomyrmex gracilis
Lineage: Eukaryota; Metazoa; Arthropoda; Insecta; Hymenoptera; Formicidae
Gene: Nup62
Product: nuclear pore glycoprotein p62
Exons: 5
Coding region: 201-1487 (428 amino acids)
Biological process (GO): protein import into nucleus; RNA export from nucleus
Cellular component (GO): nuclear pore; nuclear pore central transport channel
Molecular function (GO): phospholipid binding; structural constituent of nuclear pore
Source: RefSeq, a predicted model, not a curated record